AUGACAGAAGCAAAGCAAGAUUGGAAAAUCGACUUUUAUAAAAACGGUGUUCCAAAGGAAGUGAUUGUGAUAGAAGAUACACCGCCACCAUCGUCCACAGGGAACAGCACAUCAAGCACGUCAAGCUAUCAUGUCCAGCAGCAAAGUAUACCUUACUUAAUUGGCCCUCCAGCGGCAUCUACACGUUCAAAACGCCCUAGAAAAGACACUGUCCAGAACAGCAAUGGUUUACCGCCUCCUCCACCUCCUCAGCAGCCGGUAAAAAGGAGACGCAAAGAUGUAAAUGCUCCAAUGCAACCAGUUUUAAGAAGGCCUAAUCCGAAUACAGUAUCAAAUGUAUCGACAUCCGCUGUGCCAUUAUCCACGUCGUGUGAUGAUAAAGAUGGGCAUUACAUUAUCAGGCCUAACGAGUCCCUCACACCGAGAUACAAAAUGAUGCGGUUGCUGGGACAAGGCACUUUUGGUAAAGUAGUCGAGUGUUAUGAUAGAGUCAAGAGAACAUUCUGCGCCAUCAAGAUUAUCAGAGCAAUACCGAAAUACAGAGAUGCAAGCAAAAUUGAGAUUAGAGUGCUAAACAGUCUAAAAGAGCACGAUCCCAUCAAUUUAAACAAAUGCAUACACUUAAUAGAAUGGUUUGAUUACCACAAUCACAUUUGCAUGGUGUUUGAAUUACUGGGCCCUUCCGUGUUUGACUUUCUGAAAUCAAAUGAAUUUCGACCGUUUCCAAUCCACCACAUCCAACAGUUUGCAAAGCAGAUUCUGACAAGCGUUGCCUUCGUACAUGAAUUGAAAUUGAUCCAUACAGACCUAAAACCUGAAAAUAUCUUACUAGUGGACAAUACCAGCGCAGAAGCAGGCAAUAUGUACGGUGUGGACCCCAACUCAAGAAUCCUGACCAAUACAGAUAUUCGUCUCAUUGAUUUCGGCUCUGCGACAUUCGAACAAGACUAUCAUUCGAGUGUGGUAUCAACGCGACAUUACAGAGCUCCAGAAAUAAUCUUGGGCAUAGGCUGGUCCUAUCCUUGUGAUAUUUGGUCCAUUGGUUGCAUCUUGGUAGAGUUUUUGACGGGUGAUGCGCUAUUCCAAACCCAUGAUAAUCUCGAACAUUUGGCAAUGAUGGUUGUGGUGCUGGGCAAAAUACCUGCAAAACUAAUCAAAGCGGCAAAUCGAGAUGCCCAAAAAUUCUUUAAAGAUGGGAAACUGAAAUACCCAGAUGUUGAUACCACCAAGCAGAGCAAAAAAUAUGUGCGAGCCCUAAAGUUGCUCAAGCACAUUGUCAAUCCACACAACAAUGCUCGCUUCCAAUUCCUUGACCUGUUGUCCAAAAUGCUCGUGUAUGAUCCUGCGGCACGAAUUACUGCAAGAGAAGCACUAAGGCAUCCCUUCUUUCUGAUCCCUUUUGAUGAACUUGGUCAAGAAAUUGAGGAAAACCGAUAA
Molecule: messenger RNA, 1437 nt
Organism: Mucor velutinosus
Lineage: Eukaryota; Fungi; Mucoromycota; Mucoromycetes; Mucorales; Mucoraceae
Product: medium-chain fatty acid-CoA ligase faa2
Exons: 9
Coding region: 1-1437 (478 amino acids)
Biological process (GO): regulation of RNA splicing; protein phosphorylation
Cellular component (GO): nucleus
Molecular function (GO): protein serine/threonine kinase activity; ATP binding
Source: RefSeq, a predicted model, not a curated record